CAUCAUGUGGAUCCUAUGUUGUGUGCUGACACAAACUGGCGUGUUUCUAGCAACAGCACAGACUCUGGUUUCCAGGCCAGGACAGAUUCAAGACUCCACGUCGUAAAGGAUGCCCCGUGGUUUAACUUCCCAUAUCCAGGGCACUUGGGUUGGCCCACUAUCAGUGCUGCUGGAUAUGUGGGGAUGUUGGCAGCUACCAUCGCCUCCAUCAUAGAGUCUGUCGGAGACUACUUUGCUGCUGCCCGUGCCUGCGCCGUCCCUCCUCCCCCCUCGCAUGCUGUAAAUAGGGGCAUUAUGAUGGAGGGCCUUGGAUGCCUGAUAGCCGGCAGUGUUGGUGCUGUGCAUGGGAUAACAUCUUACAGCGAAAACGUUGGAGCUUUAGUCGUAACCAAGGUUGCAAGCAGAUCUGUCUUUAUCACGGCAGGUGUCAUGCUGACUGUGUGUGGCAUGCUGGGUAAAUUCGGUGCUGUGGUGAGCCUCAUUCCUACUCCAGUGAUUGGUGGAGUGGCCCUAGUGACAUUCGGAAUGGUGGUCGCUGUCGGUCUGUCUACUCUGCAGUUUGUGGAUCUGUCUUCAUCGCGGAACCUCAUGGUGCUUGGUCUGGCGUUGAUGUUGGGCAUAAUACUACCACAGUGGGCGAAAAACAACCCCAGAGCUAUUGACACAGGUCACGAUGAGUUGACCCACAUCUUGAACGUCCUACUUGGAUCUCCCAUGCUGGUGGGCGGCAUGGUUGGGUGCAUCCUCGACAACAUAGCUCCAGGAACUACAGAAGAGAGAGGGAUGCUGAAGUGGAGGGAGGAAGGAGUUAGUUGUCAAAAGGAUACGUCAGUUUCACCUGGCGUCACUUCACUGUAUGAUCUGGCUUUCAUUACAAGGUACCUCCCGAAGGGUCUGAGGUGCAGCUGGCUCCCUGUGUCCCCGGCCUACAACAGAGGAUUAUGUUGCCGAUUUCGAAGAAGACAUCAACAACUUUGAGCACAGGUGGACAUAUGUCUGUCCACAGUUCCAUUGCCUUGUCCAGCUCUCAUCAUCACCAGUGUUGUCCAUAGGAGAUGACAAGGCUCUAUAAUUAUAUAAUGUAUUUUAGUAUUUAGAUGCAUGAAAUAUAACUAGAUCAUUAAGCAGCUGACAGAAUGAGAUGUUUCAUGAAACAUUUUACAGAGGACAUAAAAGCUGGCUUCUGGCUUCAGUAUAAUCCCAUUGAAAGUGUAUAUUAUUGACAGUCAUACAUAUCCAUUUAUUGGUUGUGGUUUUCUUGUUCUCUUUUGUAUAUACUUUUUCUUUAAUAAAAUAUAUCGUAAAUGUA
Haliotis rubra (blacklip abalone) is the source of this 1309-nucleotide messenger RNA. Its product is annotated as solute carrier family 23 member 2-like. Gene Ontology annotation, biological process: transmembrane transport. The coding region runs from base 16 to 978 and encodes 320 amino acids. NCBI's taxonomy places the organism in Eukaryota, Metazoa, Mollusca, Gastropoda, Lepetellida, Haliotidae. Gene Ontology annotation, cellular component: membrane. The record is from RefSeq and is a predicted model, not a curated record. The transcript has 5 exons. Gene Ontology annotation, molecular function: transmembrane transporter activity.